AUGGCGAGACAGAAAAACAGCGCCGGAAGAGAGGAUAAAUGUCGCCGAGAAGAUGAAGGGAAGAAUAACAGCGGCAACGGGUGGUUUCCAACGGAUCCAAAUAAUCCACAACCUGCACCAAGUCAACAAAAACAUACAGACACAGUAAAUUUGACAACAUUUUCAUUAGCAAGGGAAAAUGAUAUUGAUUUGUUUGUUAGUUGUGAUUUGAGUGAUACUGAUAAAAACCUAAUUCUGACAGAUGUGUGGGUUUCAUCAGAAACUUAUAUAUUUCCUAUAAUAGAGAAAAAUAAAGGUUGGAAUCUCAAAUUUCAACACCAUUGGUUGAAAAUGUUCAAGUGGUUAGCACAUUCAGAGAUAAGCCAAGGAGGUUUUUGUAAAGUAUGUUUAAUUUUUUCAAGAACUGGUGGAUUCAGAUGUCAAAAAUUAUAUACACUUGUGAUUAAACCAAUGGAUAACUUUAAAAAAGCAUUAGAAACUUUAAAUAAUCAUGCUAAACAUCAAUAUCAUAAACUAGCUCUAGAAAAAGCUGAUUAUUUUUUGAAUAUUGCAUCUUCAAAGGAACCUGAAAUUAUAAGCAAAAAAGUCAAAGAAAACCGAGAGAAUUUAAUUCCUAUUAUUGAUUGUAUUUUGGUAUGUGGUCGUCAAGAGAUUGCUUUAAGGGGUCAUAGGGACUUUGGUGCUUUGUCAUUUGAUGGUGAACCUGAGAUGAAUGAAGGAAAUUUUCGAGUUAUACUGAAAUAUAAAGCAAAAGAAAUAGAACAUUUAAAAAACUUUCUUUCAUCAAGCUAUCGAAGUAAAUAUAUUAGCCCAACUAUUCAAAAUGAAAUUAUAAGUUCUUGUGGUGAUAUUAUUUUAAAAAAAGUUGUGAAAGAAGUUAACGAGUCACAUUAUUUUAGUGUUCUUGCAGAUGAGACAACAGAUAUUUCUGUUGUAGAAAAACUUACUAUUUGUAAUAAUGCCAUCAAACGAUAA
Molecule: messenger RNA, 975 nt
Organism: Sipha flava (yellow sugarcane aphid)
Lineage: Eukaryota; Metazoa; Arthropoda; Insecta; Hemiptera; Aphididae
Product: zinc finger MYM-type protein 1-like
Exons: 8
Coding region: 1-975 (324 amino acids)
Source: RefSeq, a predicted model, not a curated record